AUGUCUGAGCCAAUCCGCAAUAAGAAGAUGGACUCCAUCUCCGCUCCCACCCCGCAGAACACACCCGCCAACGCUGCCCCAAUAUCGUCGCACGCUCAGAAGCCCGGCGUCGGCACCAUCAAGGAAGGUAAGUCGCAACAGCCUGCCCCUCCGACCCCGCGAAGGGCGGCGCAACUGGGCGUGACCGCUAAUUCGAGUUUUGCAGAGGAUCUUGAGCGCACUGCCGCCGGCCUCUUCGCUGCCAACCCCGCCCUCGUCGCCAUGAUGCAGAACAAGCUCGGCUCGCUCGUCGGCCGCUCAAGUGGCUACAUCGAGUCGCUGCCAGCCUCGGUCCGCCGUCGCGUUGCCGGCCUCAAGGGCGUACAGAAGGAGCACUCCAAGCUCGAGGCCGAGUUCCAAGAGGAGGUCCUCCUGCUCGAGAAGAAGUAUUUCGCCAAGUUCACACCGCUCUACGAGACCCGUGCCAAGAUCGUCAACGGCGCCACCGAGCCUUCCGAGGACCAGGUCAAGGUGGGCGAGCAGCAAGACGAGGACGAUGAGGACGACGAGGACAAGCCCGAGACCGAACUCAACCAGGACGAGGGCAAGGACGUCAAGGGUAUUCCAGAAUUCUGGCUGAGCGCUAUGAAGAACCAGAUCUCGCUCGCCGAGAUGAUCACAGACCGUGACGAGGCUGCACUGAAGUCUCUGACCGACGUCCGCAUGGAGUACCUUGACCGCCCCGGCUUCCGUCUUAUCUUCGAGUUUGACGAGAACGAGUUCUUCACCAACAAGACGGUCACCAAGACCUACUUCUACCAGGAGGAGAAUGGCUACGGCGGCGACUUCAUCUACGACCACGCCGAGGGCGACAAGAUCGACUGGAAGGCUGGCAAGGACCUCACUGUCCGCAUCGAGAGCAAGAAGCAGAGGAAUAAGAACACCAAGCAGACGCGCGUCGUCAAGAAGACCGUUCCCACAGAGUCGUUCUUCAACUUCUUCGACCCGCCCAAGCCCCCGCAGGACGAGGACGACGACGCUGCCUCCGACAUCGAGGAGCGUCUCGAGCUCGACUACCAGCUCGGUGAGGACAUCAAGGAGAAGCUCAUUCCCCGCGCGAUUGACUGGUUCACCGGCGAGGCUCUGCAGUACGAGAACAUUGAGGACUUCGACGAGGGCGAGUUCGAGGAUGAGGAUGAUGAGGACGAGGACGAGCUUAGUGACGACCGUGACGAGGAUGAGGAGUCAGAUGACGAGAAUGACGGCACAAAACCCAAGCAGGAGGCUGCUGAGUGCAAGCAGAGCUAG
This is a messenger RNA of Parastagonospora nodorum SN15, 1287 nucleotides long. RefSeq lists its product as hypothetical. The record is from RefSeq and is a predicted model, not a curated record. Gene Ontology annotation, biological process: nucleosome assembly. Gene Ontology annotation, cellular component: chromatin; nucleus. The coding region runs from base 1 to 1287 and encodes 428 amino acids. Lineage: Eukaryota; Fungi; Ascomycota; Dothideomycetes; Pleosporales; Phaeosphaeriaceae. Gene Ontology annotation, molecular function: histone binding; chromatin binding. The transcript is spliced from 4 exons.